AUGAAGUCGCGGUGUCAGUGGAUCACGAUUUUAACGGGCGCUGGCGUCUCGGCAGAGUCCGGGCUAGCGACUUUUCGUGACAAGGACGGUCUAUGGGAAAAGCACCGUGUCGAGGAGGUUGCGUGCCCCUAUGCCUUUAUGCGUAAUCCGCUGCUUGUGCAAAGGUUCUAUAACGAACGACGGAGGGCACUUCUCUCACCUGCGGUGACACCUAAUCCAGCACAUAUGGCCCUUGCCAGACUUCAACGAGAGCACCGUGGAGGGCGCGUAGUGAUAGUUACGCAGAACGUUGAUAACCUCCAUGAGCGUGCAGGAUCCACGUCGGUGCUGCAUAUGCACGGGGAAUUACUCAAGGUGAGUUGCGUAGCUACUGGGGAGGUCUUUGAUUGGACGCAGGAUGUGGUGCACGGAACGACCCGAUGCAGCUGCUGCAAUGCGGUGGAGACGUUGCGACCGCACAUUGUCUGGUUCGGUGAAACGCCGUUGCAUCUGGAUGAAAUAAACACACUGAUGAAAGCUACUGACCUCUUCGUCGCCAUUGGAACAUCCGGUAACGUGUACCCCGCUGCGGGCUUUGUGUUGCAAGCGAGAGAGAACGGGGCAAAGACGCUGGAGUUGAAUUUAGCUCCGGGAGAGAACGUCAGUGAUUUUGAUGAAUCGAUAUAUGGCAAGGCCUCCGUGAUUGUCCCGGAGUGGGUGGAGAGGAUGCUUCAGACAGGCGCGUAG
This is a messenger RNA of Trypanosoma conorhini, 726 nucleotides long. Its product is annotated as NAD-dependent deacetylase. Lineage: Eukaryota; Euglenozoa; Kinetoplastea; Trypanosomatida; Trypanosomatidae. The coding region runs from base 1 to 726 and encodes 241 amino acids. The record is from RefSeq and is a predicted model, not a curated record. The transcript has a single exon. Gene Ontology annotation, molecular function: protein-malonyllysine demalonylase activity; NAD+ binding; protein-succinyllysine desuccinylase activity.